Messenger RNA from Aphis gossypii (cotton aphid), 1009 nucleotides. Its product is annotated as FAD-linked sulfhydryl oxidase ALR. Gene Ontology annotation, cellular component: mitochondrion. The transcript has 5 exons. The coding region runs from base 189 to 509 and encodes 106 amino acids. The record is from RefSeq and is a predicted model, not a curated record. NCBI's taxonomy places the organism in Eukaryota, Metazoa, Arthropoda, Insecta, Hemiptera, Aphididae. Gene Ontology annotation, molecular function: flavin adenine dinucleotide binding; flavin-dependent sulfhydryl oxidase activity.
GGUAGCUUUUUGGUUUUAAAGAAAAUGUAUACUAAAAUCGGUACUCAUAUGAAAUCGUUAAUAUCGUUAUUAACGUCUUAGAUAACGCAAAACAGUAGAUUUGAUAAGCAAGUCAUGUUUGUUGCCUAUAGUAAUGCAUGUGUUUAUAAUGUUUAAUCAUUCAACUUUUUAAAAAAUUACAAAAUUAAAUGGAAAACUGUCCAUUGGAUAAAGCAAAAUUAGGAUUUCAUACUUGGAGUUUGCUUCACACAAUUGCUGCAUAUUAUCCAGAUGAACCUACUCCCCAACAACGGAAAGAUAUAAAUGAUUUUUUUACACUUAUCGGCCGUCUUUAUCCUUGUGAAACAUGCGCACGAGAUUUCACCAAGCUUUUAGCCAGUCGACCACCAGAAAACGAUUCUCAAAAAUCAUUAUCCGAAUGGCUAUGUCGGAUACAUAAUCACAUUAAUCAAAAACUUGUGGCGAAAAAUUAUGAGCAGAAGUAUUGGCAGGUAAGUUUGAAAAUUUGAUCUAUAUAUUUCCAUUUUUGGUAAAAAUGUUGAUUUGGAUAGAAUACACAAAACACCAUCGUAUCAUAAUGCCAAUAAAAAAGAAUCCCAGGUGUAUAAUUAAAAAAUAGAUCAAACGAACAUGAUGAGACGGAUGGAAUUACGAAAGCCGUAACUAAAAAUGUUUUAUUACUUCGCUCAAACAUUUAAAACAAUGAACUACAUAACUAUGUCUAUUGGAAGUGUUUAUUUUCAUGACAACGUGCUCUAUACAAGAAAACAUUCAAUUAAAAUAAUAAACACAAUCAAUAUUAUAACUACACAUUUGGCAUACAAAUACUACGAAUUGAAAAUGUACAGCUGACUAUUGCACAACGUAUAGAUUGACAGCAGGAAUAAUCAAGAAAAAUAAUUCACAGACCACUCAAAAAUGUUUUUCAAUGUUUUAAAAUGUAAUUGAUUUUAUUUAAAAAAUAAUAAUAAUAAUAACUAAGUAACAAUAAAAAUGAAAAUACCUAUUA